GGCCGCGAGCUAGCUUUGUGGCGGCUGGUUCCUGAGGGAGUUGGGUCCUGCAGAGUGAAGAUUUAAAUUCCAAGGUCAUGGCAAAACAUCUGAAGUUCAUUGCCAGGACUGUGAUGGUACAGGAAGGGAACAUAGAAGGUGCAUACAGGACCCUAAACAGAAUCCUCACCAUAGAUGGGCUCAUCGAGGACAUUAAGCGACGGCGGUACUAUGAAAAGCCUUGUCGCCAACGACGACGGGAAAGCUACGAAACCUGUCGGCGGAUCUACAACAUGGAAAUGGCUCGCAAGAUCAACUUCUUGAUGCGAAAGAAUCGGCUGGAUCCAUGGCAGGGCUGCUGAGGCCUGUGGAUAGUAGGCCCAGUAUGAAAAUCCCUAUCCAGCUGUCUCCUUUCUUUCUCCAAUCCCAUUUUCUCUUACCUUUCUUAUAAUAAAUUCAAUCACAUAUGUGCAAGAAGGCCUGCAUAUAUAGAAGCAAUCCCAUAGUCAGCAGUAGACCCUCUCUUUUAUUAUGUGAAGGAGAAACUAAGUCAAAAAGUAGUCUAGGAGUAGAAUGGUGGUUGCCAAGGGCUGGUUGGGAGUGGGGAUUUAGUGUUUAAUGGGUGCGGAAUUUCAGUUGGGGAAGCUGAAAAAGUUCUAGAGACAGAUGGUGGUGAUACUUGCACAAGAAUGUGAAU
Molecule: messenger RNA, 676 nt
Organism: Neomonachus schauinslandi (Hawaiian monk seal)
Lineage: Eukaryota; Metazoa; Chordata; Mammalia; Carnivora; Phocidae
Gene: MRPS21
Product: mitochondrial ribosomal protein S21
Exons: 3
Coding region: 78-341 (87 amino acids)
Biological process (GO): translation
Cellular component (GO): ribosome
Molecular function (GO): structural constituent of ribosome
Source: RefSeq, a predicted model, not a curated record